GUGUGAUAUGUAUGUGAGAUUGUGAUUUGUAUAAGCUGUUCCACCAAUUUUCUUGUUACUGGUAUUGUUGGUUCUGACUCUGUUCAUCACAGCAGACGACGACGAGCAGUGUUUCGUUCCUCCUUCCUCUGAUUCUUAUUCACAUCUGCCAGUGUACUUGUAUACCAACGCCAAUCCCAGGUCUCCUUACAUACCAGCAAGCAUCUAACUACGAAUUCAUUAGCAUCUAGCAAGAAUGACUAUGGAAGCCUCAGCUACAGAGGCAAACGACGUCUUCUCCCUCUCAGAUCAUCUUCUUGCAGAACGUCUUCAGUUCGUCAAAGAGAUCGGCUUCGGAAACUGGGGUAGUGUUUGGCUGUGCCGUCCCAAAUCCAGUUCCUCAUCAAACAAGCACAAGGACGUCGAAGUAGCUGUUAAGCUCGUCCACCGCUCCAAGACCAGUACAACGGCUGCGCGUGUGCGUUCGCUAUGGAACGAGAUGAAGAUUGUGCGCUCAUUCAAGGCCGACCCGCAUCCCUCGAUCAUCCCAUUUCACUCGUUUAUCAUCACCCCGUCAUAUGCACUUAUCACAAUGGCGUAUCUACCAACCCUCGUCCCCGUUGAGGUAUCCGAACCCCGCGCAAAAGAAUGGUUCCGCUCACUAUUGAGUGGUGUCCACUUCCUGCACGAGCGUGGGGUCGUACAUAACGACAUCAAACCUGCCAACAUCCUGCUCUCCCACAAGAAUAUACCCGUAUUGGUCGAUUUCGGGUUUGCAGAGAAGUAUGACCUUUCUUCCCCUAAAGCAUUCCAUAGUAAUUUGGCAUACGGCACCCCCGAGUAUCUCUCUCCAGAACGUGCUCGUGGCCUUCCCCAUGACACGCGGAAGUCUGACAUAUGGUCACUUGGUGUCACCUUUUUCGAGAUAUUGGUUGGUCGCACGCCAUUUGAGUAUGAAGAGGGCGAGCAGUUUGCAAGCAAAGCAGACUUGGAGAAGUACUGGGGCAGGACAAUGCGCGGCAAAUGGGUAGGCUCAUACACCGUUCCCAGGCCCGUGGAGAAGCUCCUCAAGCGUAUGAUUGUUCCCAAUGCAGAUUUGAGGUGUACGGCGAAACAGGCUAUGGCUGAUACAUAUUGGCAGGCUGCAGCUACAACGGCAGUUCCAGACAAACAUGUACAUAAGAAAUCUGCCUCAGCUGCCGUUUCCCCCGCGAAGCAGACACCCAUCCAUACACUUUCAUCCUCAUUCAUAUCCCCCCCGUCGAAAGAUACCUCCACUCCAAAAGACGCUGUACCUAAAGACGCACCUGUCUCGCGGCUUCUCGACAUUUCACUCCCCUGGUCUUCCAAUUCUCGCUCUUCCUCCCGCUCCUCAGCAUCCCGCUCGGUCUCCCGCACACCUGAAAAGGAGAUCCAGAAUGACACCCGCGCCGGCGACAGGUAUCAUGCACGAUCAAAAUCACAACCUAAGCUCCGCUCACCUUACCCUCACGCGGAUGGAUAUCGCCAAGGGCGGAAGUUGUCAACUGUACAAGGAUCACCUGUUGUGAAGAGCGCAAAGAAGCUCGGACCUGCUCCCCUCAGUCUUGUCGGCACUACAAACAUGAGUGGUAACACGAGCAGCAGCUCCGGGUUGUUCUCACUCAAUUCGCUUACACCAGUCCGGAAACCGCUUGGAUCGAGGACGCCUUCGAAUCUCUCUCUCAGAGAUCUAGAAGGCGGAAGAAAGAAGGGCGCGAGGAUAGGGAGGGAGAACAUGCCACGUGCAAAAGAAAACUCGCCACUCGCAGAUAGCAAGGAAAACACUCCCCAAAACAAAGGAAACGGCACACCUAAAAUGAGCGGUCGUAAACCCCGCUCGCGUUCUCGAGCGGGUGUAUUUGCAGACUUGACGGGUUUUGCGAAGAAUGUGGAUUUGGGUGCGCAUGGGUUACCAAAGGCGAGGGCGAAGGGCACUUUGAAGAGUGUUUCGGACCUGAGGAAUGUUUCGAGGACGGAUCUUAGGAGCGCGUCGAGGCCGGACUUUCGUGAUGCAUCGAAAACAGACGUUCAAAGCGUAUCGCGGACGGACAUUAGUGUCGUACAGAACACGUCGAGGGCAAGUCUGAACGAGCACCGCACCCCCAACGCUUCUACUACAGACCUCGCGAACGUAUCGACAACCGUAAAUGUCAGCGGUAUGGCCGAUACCACGUCCUCGACCGUAGGCAAGGGCAGUGUACGUGACCGUAUGCGCGAAUGGGAGCGUGAACGUGAGCGGUUGCGGGAGAUGGAGAGACUGACGGAGAUGCAGCGCGAAGCUGAGUCUAUCAUGACGUCAGCCAACGGAAACAUUAACGAUGAUGACGAGACGGAGUUGAGCGACGAAGAGGUGGAGUGUGCGAUUCAAAGGGAGGAGGCUCAGGAGGCGCGUCGCUCCCCCGUUCCGAACGGCCAGACAGGUCCCGUGGAUGUAUACGUGCAACAUGAUGCGAAGACAGAGGAGACGGAUAGCGAGAUUGAUCCAAAUGUUACGAGCUAUCGUGCAGAUUUGAGCGCGGAGCACAUUGAGAUUGCGAGGAUAGGGGUGAGGGCGAGUGCGCAGUUGUUGACGAUGAGCAAAGGGAGUGUUUCAGUGCUUGGGGUGGACAGGAGCUAUUCAGCAUCGACGGCGCCUGCUGAAUGUAAUCUCCCAAGUGAGAUGCACCGGGUGAGUGAGUCUGGAUUCGUUGGACUCAAACACAGCGUGAAAGCUUCUAGACAAAGGCGUUCGGAUGUACAAGUCCUCGACGCUUGGCCAAAUCACGGGUGGUCGUACGACACCUGUGUGGUGUGCAUCCCCGGAGCCCAUCGAGUUUGAGCAGCGCCGUUCGGGUGAAGCUGGGAGAUUCAGCUAUGAGGAUAUUCGCCCAGAGAAUGCCGCUGAGAAGGAACGAGAGACGGCCAUUGAUAGAAUGAAUCUCUGGAUUCAGAAUGUCGAGAGAGUCGUCGAGGAAACGCGCCAGAACUUUGCUUUUGCAUCCACUAGCAUUACUCCACCUCCCGCGCUUCCGCUCUCGCCACCCAUUUCACGUUCUAAUUCGCAGGCGCUCAAUGUGUCGCGUUCAUCUUCGCGCCUUCCAAAGCGUAUGCUUGCUGCGAAUGAGAUCUUUUGUGAUGAUCCUAAUGCACCGCUGUCCCCUGGACGAUCGGCACUUGCGGAUCAGACC
Molecule: messenger RNA, 3167 nt
Organism: Suillus subaureus
Lineage: Eukaryota; Fungi; Basidiomycota; Agaricomycetes; Boletales; Suillaceae
Product: kinase-like domain-containing protein
Exons: 11
Coding region: 236-2818 (860 amino acids)
Biological process (GO): peptidyl-serine phosphorylation; autophagy
Cellular component (GO): cytoplasm
Molecular function (GO): ATP binding; protein serine/threonine kinase activity
Source: RefSeq, a predicted model, not a curated record